AUGAAUGUGUAUUAUUCACACCUGCCCCAACCACAUACACCUGCCCCAGCCACAACCACCUGCUUCAUUCACAUCCACCUGCCGUCAUCUACAUCUACCUGCCUCAUCCACACACACAGCUACCCCGAUUCAUAUUUGCCUCCUCCAUCUACACCCAAAAGCCUCAUCCCAUCCACCUUCCCCAGACACACCCAUCUGCCUCAUCCACAUCCAGCUGGCACCUUCCACAUUCACCUGGCUCUCUCCAUAACCACCUGCCUCAACCACAACCAGUUUUCCUCAUCUACCUGUCUCAGCCACACCCAUUUGCCCCAUCCACCCCCAUCCCCCCGUCUAAGAAUUAGUAUUCCCUUUAAGAAGCCGUUGAGUCUGGAGUGCAUCGUGCUUUCUCCCGCAGCACACAACCCAUGGUGA
Messenger RNA from Penaeus monodon (black tiger shrimp), 414 nucleotides. RefSeq lists its product as uncharacterized. The transcript has a single exon. Lineage: Eukaryota; Metazoa; Arthropoda; Malacostraca; Decapoda; Penaeidae. Bases 1 to 414 code for a protein of 137 amino acids. The record is from RefSeq and is a predicted model, not a curated record.